AUGGUGCAAGGUGAGGCUGUCAUCCAGCACCCUUUAAACAGGCCCAAAUCGCACAUCACACAAGCGUGCGAGCAAAGAACCAAUCAACAAAAACUUGCAAGUAAUGGCAAGGUUGGCAGCAAUAAAGUUGUAUUCUUCCGCGGUUCUGCGAAAUCGCAAGGUGAGGGCAGGCAGGAAUGGCCGUUUCUCGGCCAAAAGACAAUCCCGGCGGCAUGGCCUAGAAAGUACAGGGACAUGGAGGGCAAAGGCAAGGGGAAGGAGAAGGAGGCGGAGGAGGCGGCGGAGGAGAAGGAGGAAGAGGAGGAGGAGGAGGAGGAGCGGCGAUGGCGAAAGGGGGGGCGCAGUAAAGCAGAAAAGAAUGCAGUCAAGAGGAAGAAGAAGGACGAGGAGGAGGAGAAGGAGGAGGAGGAGGAGGAGGAGGAGGAGGAGGAAGGAGGAGGAAGGUGCAGCAGCACAAGCACAGUCUCUAUCUCUGGCGCCGGCUCUGGUUUGGCCGCUUGUCUCUGCAACGUUGUGGUGGAUGUCACGCACAUUUGGAGGUUGCGCGUGCGGCGCGUGCCACGAUCAUGCCCAAUGUCAGAUUAUACAACUGCAUUAUGUGUGUUUUACUAA
Monosiga brevicollis MX1 is the source of this 612-nucleotide messenger RNA. RefSeq lists its product as uncharacterized. The coding region runs from base 1 to 612 and encodes 203 amino acids. Lineage: Eukaryota; Choanoflagellata; Craspedida; Salpingoecidae. The transcript has 4 exons. The record is from RefSeq and is a predicted model, not a curated record.